Molecule: messenger RNA, 558 nt
Organism: Nematocida minor
Lineage: Eukaryota; Fungi; Microsporidia
Exons: 1
Coding region: 1-558 (185 amino acids)
Source: RefSeq, a predicted model, not a curated record
AUGCUAUUAAGUAGAGAAUACGUAAUAGCUGCCAUCCGAACUCUCCAGCCAACAUACGACUCACUCAGCGCCCUGGUAGAGUACAUCGUGCUGUUUCCGAUAGAGCUGCAGAUAAUUACCGAUAUUGUACUGCAUGAAAGCAAAACCAGCAAUGCAUACACAAACUUGUUCAUUCUCUAUUUGCUCAAUGAGCUUUUAAACAAACAGACAAAAUCAGCAGACGUCUUUUCCCAAAACCCAAGCGCAAAAGAAACCAUUAAACUUACGCUGAAAGAGGUUUUGAGAGUGGGCAAACAGAAAGUAGAGCAGAUGAAAAACACCAGCACAAAUGCAUUCAAGAAGUCUGCGGAGCAGCUCUCCAUCAAGUACGACGAAAUAGAAAAGCUAGUUUUUAAGGAUAAAGACACAAAAAGAGAAGAAAUUGCAGAAAAGCCCGCAGAGAAAAGUGCGGAUCCUGCAGAAACGUACCUGGACAUCGAAUACUUGGAGAGUUUGUGCAAGAAAAAAGAUAAAAAAAAGAUACUAAAGUACAUUAAAGAGUUAAAGAAGAUAGUAUAA